AUCUUUUCUAUUAUUCUUUUUUUUUUUUUUUAAUCUUUUCUAUUAUUCCUUUUUUUUCUCUAGCACUUCUUUUCCUCCUUCCUGCUUCUCUGAUGGACCCUUUGACCUUCAUCUCCUCUGUUUCCUCCUUUUGUAGAACCAGUGUCCACAGCAGGAUCCUAGACUCUCUGCAGACUUGACGCUGCCGUCGUCUCCAUCAUGGCUGGUCAGCAGUUUACCAACAAGCUUCAGGAGGAGGUGAUCUGCCCCAUCUGCAUGGAUAUCCUGCAGGACCCUGCUACCAUCGACUGUGGGCACAGUUUCUGCCUCCAAUGCAUCAUGCGGAGCAGGGAAGGAUUGGACAGCGUUAUUAAAUGUCCCCUCUGCAACAAAAUUGUGAAGAGGGACACGAUAAGGCCCAACUGGCUGUUGGUGAAUCUGGUGGAGAAAAUCCAAGCUAUGGAUCCCUCCGAGGAACAGCCAGAAGUGAAAGAGCUGAAGUGUCCGAAGCACGGGGAGAGGUUUCAUUACUUCUGUGAGUCCGAUGGGAAGGUCCUCUGUGUGGCGUGUUGUGGAUCCAAGGACCACAAAUUCCACAACACAAUUUUGCUAGAAGAAGCUGCCCAGAGUUUUCAGGGGCAGAUUCAAUCACAGGUGGAGGCCCUGCUGCAAAAGGAGAGGGCGAUCGUUCAAAUGAAGUUACAAGGUGACCAGAGGAUCACUACCUUGAUGGCCCAGGUCGAACAGGAGAAGCAAAAGAUCAGCACGGUAUUCGAACAGCUGCUUCAGGCGUUGAAGGAGGAGAAGAACUUCCUCCUGUCUCGGAUCAACUGGCUGGAUCAGGAGCUGACCAAGGACAGGAACUCCUACCUCGCUUCCGCCGAGGCGCAGCUGCAGUCUCUCAGGAAGCUUAAGGAUUCCCUGAAGGCCAGGCAGCUUCUGCCGCCCAGAGAGAUGCUCCAGGACAUCAAACCUGUCUUGAGCAGGAGUGCAGGAUUUAGAUUUCUCAGCCCACCUCCUGUUUCAGCGGACCUGGAGAAAAAACUCAACGAAACCAAAUUACGGCAUGAAUCCCUUAUAGAGAGCCUAAAGAAAUUCCAAGACAAAUGCCAGGCUGAUGGCAAGAAAGAUAAAAGCAGAUUUCUCAAAGGCCUGGAUAAGCACUAUAUAAAGAGCUGGUACCUGUUAGAGAAAAGCAAUCCUACACCGAUGGAAACUUUGGAGCCUGACCGGAACAGGACAAGAGCUGACACCAAGUUCCUAAAAAGCAACUUAAGCCCCCACUACCAAAAUGACAGAAACGCUAAACCACUACCGCCAAAGCUCAAACUAUCACCUUCACUGCCCAACCUGUUCCGGAGCCGAAGCCGGGCCUCUAUUGCCUCAUUUGUUUUCUAUUCAAACGAAGACAGCUCUGAAGACCCGGGAAGCCCUGGAGCUGCGUGGACUGAAGAGCUCAAGGCGGCGCUGACCCCAGUGACCCUGGAUGCGGCCUCGGCUCAUCCGGACCUCAUCAUUUCCCAGGAUCUGAAGACAGUGACGCUGGACCCUGUUCCUCAAAGUCGCUGUGCUGAACCCACUGACCCUGCUCGCUUCCAUCCAUUCCGCUGUGUUCUGGGCUUGCCAGGCCUCUCCUCGGGCUGCCAGACCUGGGAGGCGGAGCUUGAAGGGCCUGAAGGCGGGGGCUGCUUGGUGGGCGUGGCCUCGGAGCUGGUAACGCGGAGGGGCCCCCUGAUGAUCGAACCCUUGACUGGCUUCUGGGUGCUGCGCAUUGUGGGUUUCGACUGCCAGGCGCUCACCGAGGGUGGCACCCGGGAGGAACUCUCAGUCCGUCCCAGGAAAGUGGGGAUCCACGUGAAUCACGAGGGCGGAGAAGUCGUCUUCUACGACUCCAUCACAAGCAGCCGCAUCUACACCUUCCACACCUCCUUUCCAGGGCAGGUCUUACCCUUUUUCCGGCUUCUUUUUCCGGGCACCCAGAUCACCCUGAGUCCCUAGAGUUCUUUUGCCUUCCUCUCGGUCUCCUCCCCGUUACCCCCUCGCUUUGGGAUGCGCUGUAGCUGGUAUGUAGGGUUGAAGCUAGACUUCCAGGAGCCCUUUGCAUACUUCAUGCUCCCUAAUCCAGGCCUGUUGCCUCUGAUCCCGCUUUAAAUUUUCCUUUGGUCUUUCAGUCCCCCUUUCCCCCCAACAUGCCUAGGUUGAAAAGAAAGUUUCAAAUACACGACAAAACUCCACACAAGACUAUUUAUUGUAGCACUUUUGUAACAGGACAAGACUGCAAACAACUCAAAUGUAAGUCACUAGGGGAUGGUUGAAAACUGCACAGAGAAAGCAUCCAGCUGCAUCCUGGUUGAGAUGCAGAUACAGGGGACGGGACAACUGACUUUGGGGCAGCUGUCUCCUCCUCCACUUCAUUCCCAGAAGCUCCUGGGUGUGUGUAUGGGCUUGGCCCAUCUGGGCAUUAUCGUGGGAUCUGAAAAACGGGAUGCCGAUGGCCAAAAACCACGGAAAGAUGCUUGACAUCACUAAUUAUUAGAGAAAUGCAAGUCAAAGCUACAAUGAGGUACCACCUCACACCAGUCAGAGUGGCCAUCAUCAAAAAGUCUACAAACAAUAAAUGCUGGAGAAAAGGGGACCCUUUACACUGUUGGUGGGAAUGUAAACUGGUGCAUCUACUAUGAAUAGCAGUAUGGAGGUUCCUUAAAGAAACAAACUAUAAAACUACCAAAUGACCCUGCAAUCCCACUCCUGGCAUAUAUCAUGCUGGACCAUGGAUAUUGUCUCCCCAGGCAGUUCAGCCUGGCCUGCCCUCUUGCCUUCUACCCACUUUGCAAAUGAAGACUCUCUAUGUAUUAUUACAGGAUGAUGUCUAGGACAUAAGUGAAAAAAGCAAGGUAGACAGCAGUGCCCACAGUAUGCUACAUUUUACCUAAGAAAAGGGAAAUGUACAUAUACCUUUUUUGCCUAUACUUGUUUUUUAAGUAGGAGGAUAAACCAAAACCUAACAAAAACAGUUACCCAAGGGGAGAAAGGAAAACCGGGUGGAAGGAAUGAGAGUCUUUUAUUUUUUUAUCUUUUUUUGCUUUUUUCGAGGGGGGGGCACACCCCUGUAAGUUCCCAGGCUAGCGGUCUAAUCAGAGCGGAUGUGAGCCGCAUCUGCCACAGCUCAAGGCAACGCUGGAUCCUUAACCCACUGAGAAGGCCAGGGAUCAAAUCCACAUCCUCAUGGAUCCUAGCCAGGUUCUUUAACUGCUGAGCUGUGAAGGGAACUCCUAAUCUUUUCUACAUGUACCUUGUUUUGUAUAUUUGGCUUUGGAAUCAUGUAAAUAUUUUUAUAUUGUUAUCAAACAAAAUUAAAUUAAGACAAAAAAAUGAAAUGGUAUAUGUAGUUGGUAGCUUAAAUACUCUGUAGCUGGGAACUCCUUAGAGAAAAUUUAUUUUAGGAGACUUUAAAAUGCAAUAAUUUAGCUGUAUAUCCUCAGUUGGAUAUAGCUUAAUGACAAAAAGAACUGCAAAUAGAACUUAAAUAUUUAAGUUAUCAUCUUGGUGAUAAUAAUAUUUUUGUGGUUAUUCCAAAUCUAUUAUGUAUUUUAUGUACAAGUACUUAUAUACACAUACAUAGUAGGAUAAAGAAAAGAAGCAAAUACACCAAUAUUAUCAGGAACCAAGAUUUUCAACCUAAAAUAUUAGAUUUUUCUCUUAUGUCUAUGACAUAAAAGAAGAGAAAAACAUAGUGACCCCAGGAGUUCCUUAGCGGUGUAACAGGUUAAGGAUCUGGUAUUGUCACUGCUGUGGCUCAGGUCACUGCUGUGGUGUGGAUUUGAUUCCUGGCCCUAGGACUUCCAUAUGUUGCAGGAGUGGAAAAAAAAAAAAAAGAAAAGAUAAGGAAAGAAAGGAAAUAUACAAGAUGACCCUUGUCACACCAGAUUGAGAGAAAGGUACUGGGGUCAUGUUAAAAAUGACUCAGCAUUUGGAGUUCCUGUUGUGGCUCAGUGGCAAUGAGCCCAACUGGUAACCACGAGGCCACAGGUUUGACCCCUGGCCCCACUUGGUGGGUUAAUGAUCAUACAUUGUGCUUGCUGUGUAGGUCACAGACAUAGCUCGAAUCUGGUGUUGCUCUGGCUGUGGUGUAGGCCUGGCCUGGGAACUUCCAUAUGCUUCAGGUAUGGCCCUUAAAAAAAAAGACUCUGGAGCCAAUUUGAAGGGAAAGAUGGGAUGUUUUUAGCAUGAAUAAGGAUAAUAACUAUAACUGAUUGAAACAUCACAUAUGCAAAAAAUUUAUCAGUUCCUUAUGAUAAUUAAAAAAUAAACUCAUUGAUCAUUUUUGAAUGAUGCUAGGAACCCAUACAACUUUCUGAACACUGGUAAAUACUCAGUUUUUAUGCUACCAUUCUUAUACAAAUAUAUCUAAUAUUUUUAGAUAUUAGGACAGUUCUUUAUUACAAACUCCAGCUAAGAAAUUAAGAAAGGAUGGAAGAGAAUCAUUCAUUUGUAACACCUAACGAAAUAAUGGACCCAGGCAAUAACCAUCAACAGCUGCUAGAAACAUUGUGUGAAAAGCUGAUGGGGAAUCUAAGAAAGAUGAAUCAGGCUGAACAACACCCAAACCCACUGAUCAGUCCUAGUAUCAUAAAAAGAGAGACAAUCGAACAUUAUAUGACAGCCAAUGUAAUACAACAGGAAGUAACAAUUCGAUGUAUACUUGCCCAAAAUGAUGAACCUAACUAAAAUCCAUCAGGGUUCUGGAUCUAUCAGAAUCACUUUAAGAAGGAAUGCUACAGAGAUGCAGUCAGCAAAUCCCAGUUUGGGAAAAUUCAAAGGACAAAUGACCAGUUUUCUUCAUCAAAGUAAUUUCCAGGAGUUCCCGUCAUGGCACAGCAGAAACGAAUCCGACUAGGAACCACGAGGUUGUGGGUUCGAUCCCUGGCCUCGCUCAGUGGGUUAAGGAUCUGGCGUCGCCAUGAGCUGUGGUGUAAGUCGCAGACGAGCCUCGGAUCUGGCGCUGCUUGUGGCUCUGGAGUAGGCCAGCAGCUGUAGCUCCGACUGGACUCCAUAUGCCGUAGGUGCGGCCCUAAAAAGACAAAAAAAAAAAAAAAAGAAAAGAAAAAGAAAGAAAUUUCCAGAAGAAAAAGGGGGAGGGGUGUAGAAAGGGAAACCAUAGAUUAAAAGAAACUUAAAGGACAUAUCAACCAAAUGCAGGGGUGGACUUGUAUGCAUCCUGGUUUGAACAGAUUAAUUGUAAUCUAAUUUUUAAUACAUGAGACAGAAAUUUGAA
Molecule: messenger RNA, 5254 nt
Organism: Sus scrofa (pig)
Lineage: Eukaryota; Metazoa; Chordata; Mammalia; Artiodactyla; Suidae
Source: RefSeq, a predicted model, not a curated record